AUGGCGCUAGUCCCCGCGCAGGUUACACGUCUCGCUGCUGCACGGCACGGCCCCCAGCACCUCCUCGGUGUUGGGGUGUUACCAGGAAGGGUUCUUCAUGCUCCCGAGGGCCGGGGGCUGCAGGCAGGCUGGGGACAGGCUGCUGAGGCACAGGUGCAGCUGAGGGCACGGCUGGUUUCUCCUCUUCCGCGUGGGAGAUACCUGAUGGUGCCACCACCACGUGAACCUGUGUCUUCGGCUCCACAGAGGGGCAGCACCGACUCAUCGGAGCCAUCAGCACAGUUGGGGUGCCCGUCGCAGACCUGCUCUCUGGAGAUGCAGCUGCUGGAGGUCAGCACAAGCCCGCAGCGGGGCCGGGCACGGUGGGGCCAGCACGCAGGUCACCUCGUGCACCAGGCGGUACCCGAGGGAACAGCGGCACUGCCGUCCCGUGGGGUUGGGCAGGCAGAGCUGGCUGCAGCCCCCGUUGCUCUUCGCACAGCCGUGGGUGCCUUCUUGCGAGACCUGGCUGUAAAUCCUCAAGGCUACCAGCUCCUGCUCCAUCGGGAACCACCAGCUCUUAGCCUGCUCCAGUCGGCUGUGCCAGACCUUGCUGGAGCCGUUAGUCGAGGCUGUGGUCCAGAGCAGAAAGCCGUCUCCGAUGGCAAAGAGCGAGAGGCCAUGCAGCCCUUCCCGCACCAGACGGAAGUGGGAGCCAUCCAGCUCAAUGCUGCCGAUCGCACCCCUCUCCCGGUCUGCCCAGUACAGCCUGGUGCCAGCACCCCCAAAGGCAAGGCCAGCAGGAGACCGGGCUCUCCUCCAGAGCGCUCUGCGGCCGGUGCCGUCCAUGGCCGCGCACUCCACCGUGGCGCCAGGCCCCCGCCUCCCCGCCGCGGUGACAAAAGCACAUGGUGGACGCGCGGGGGCAGAGCGCCAGCCAGGCAGCCCCCUGCAGCCCCUCGCUGA
Molecule: messenger RNA, 945 nt
Organism: Cygnus olor (mute swan)
Lineage: Eukaryota; Metazoa; Chordata; Aves; Anseriformes; Anatidae
Exons: 5
Coding region: 1-945 (314 amino acids)
Source: RefSeq, a predicted model, not a curated record